This is a messenger RNA of Setaria italica (foxtail millet), 2211 nucleotides long. Its product is annotated as probable receptor-like protein kinase At2g42960. Gene Ontology annotation, molecular function: ATP binding; protein kinase activity. The transcript is spliced from 8 exons. Gene Ontology annotation, biological process: protein phosphorylation. The coding region runs from base 184 to 1719 and encodes 511 amino acids. NCBI's taxonomy places the organism in Eukaryota, Viridiplantae, Streptophyta, Magnoliopsida, Poales, Poaceae. The record is from RefSeq and is a predicted model, not a curated record.
UUUUGUCCGCGUUCACCCCUCCUCUCCUUUUCCUUUCUCCCGUUCACUCUCACUCCUCUCUAGUGGGCUUCCUUUCCUGGCGGCGGCGGACCGGGCGAGCGCGCCGCCCUUUCGCCCAGGUCUUCGUCAGGCCCUUCGCCGGCGACGAGCGUCCACCAGUGCGUAGGUUGCUGAGGAAUAAAGAUGUCCGCUGCGGAAAUCUUGAGGGCAGAGCUAUCUUCCAGGACGCCGCCUUUCGGCCUGAGGCUAUGGAUUGUGAUUGGCAUCUGUAUCUGGGUUGUAAUCUUGUUUAUCCUAGGCUUCCUGUGCUUCUGGUCUGUGCACCGGAGGAAGCCGAGCAAGUCAUUCGACAAGAUUCCGGUGUCUCAGAUUCCGGAUGUCUCCAAGGAGAUUGCGGUCGACGAAGUGCGUGAGCAUGCUGUGGUUCAAAGCUUCCAAGUGCAAGAAAGCCAUGCGCUGGCAGUGGCAGUGCAGGAGAAGCACUACGAAAAGGAUUCGGGGAAAAUGUUGGCGCACUUGGUCAGGAGCAAGUCGAGUGAUGCUGAUAAUAUGAGCCAAUGCAGCUCCGCGUACCACUGUGAAAGGGCUGGGAGUUCGUAUUCUGGCGAUGAGGGCAGCUCGGGCAAUGCUAGGAGGCAGUAUCCUCAGUAUGCAACUGUCUCUGCAUCUCCGUUAGUUGGUCUCCCGGAGUUUUCGCAUCUGGGUUGGGGCCAUUGGUUUACUUUGAGGGAUUUGGAGCAUGCAACGAAUCGGUUCUCUAAGGAGAAUGUCAUUGGAGAAGGUGGAUAUGGAGUAGUUUACCGUGGCCGGCUCAUAAAUGGGACUGAUGUUGCAAUAAAAAAGCUUCUUAAUAACAUGGGUCAAGCAGAAAAGGAGUUCAGGGUUGAAGUUGAGGCAAUUGGACAUGUCAGGCAUAAGAAUCUUGUGCGCCUUCUAGGAUAUUGCGUUGAGGGAAUCCACAGGAUGCUUGUGUAUGAGUACGUGAAUAAUGGGAAUUUAGAACAGUGGCUUCAUGGUGCCAUGCGUCAACACGGUGUUCUUACUUGGGAAGCCCGGAUGAAAAUCAUUCUUGGAAUUGCUAAGGCGCUUGCUUAUUUACAUGAAGCCAUAGAACCAAAAGUUGUGCACCGUGAUAUCAAAUCAAGUAAUAUCCUAAUUGAUGAAGAAUUCAAUGGCAAACUUUCUGAUUUUGGAUUGGCCAAGCUCCUGGGUGCAGGGAAGAGCCAUAUCACAACUCGAGUUAUGGGAACUUUCGGGUAUGUGGCCCCUGAAUAUGCCAACACAGGUCUGUUAAAUGAAAGAAGCGAUGUCUACAGUUUCGGGGUGCUACUACUGGAAGCAGUGACUGGGAGGGAUCCAGUUGACUAUGCUCGACCUGCUAAUGAGGUGCAUCUGGUGGAGUGGCUCAAAAUGAUGGUUGGCACGAGGAGAGCUGAGGAAGCAGUGGAUCCGGACAUGGAGUUGAAACCAGCCACUCGGGCUCUGAAGCGUGCUCUUCUGGUGGCAUUGCGGUGUGUUGACCCAGAUGCUGAGAAAAGACCCACUAUGGGUCAGGUUGUACGGAUGCUCGAGGCAGAAGAUGUCCCGUCGCGAGAGGACCGUCGGAGCCGGAGGGGCCACAGCAGCAAUGCGGACAGCGAGUCUAAGGCAAGCUCAAGCGAGUUCGAGAUAAGCAGUGAUCGAAGAGAGUCAGGACUGUCCGCGAGGUCGCAGUCCUAACUCCUGAUGAGAGCACAGCGAAUUGAGCACGGGGUGGAUGGAUCAUGGAUAACUCGAAGGUGGUCGAUGCAAUAGAGCAGGCCUGAGGCCAUAGGAUGGUUGGUACUUGGUAGAGUUAGGAAGGGCAAUUGCAUUUCCAGAGGACAUUGCAUUUUGUACUGUAGGUAUUCCUUGGUGGUAGCCAGUUUAGAGUGCAGAGCCAGAUCGAUCCCCUGAGAGAUUUAGACUUGCUGCGAAUCCUAUUCGUUAUUCUCUUGGUCCAGCAGCAGCAUGUACAGAAUUUUUCUUUCUUUUCUUUUUGUUAUUAGGACUUGCCUCGGCUGGUAGAAAAAAAUGGUCUCUUUCCUAAUGUGAUGAGUGACUUGAACCAUCUACCAUGAAGUAUUCGUUAUUUAGUCCAUUGAUCAAGCUAAAUAAUUCUGUGGAACCCUGCUAUACAUCCAACUAGACUGUACUUGUAUAAAUUGGUUGUACUAUCCGUCUGUCCUGUUA